UCUUUCUGUCCCGCUGACUCGACCCAUGGCGACGACGAUGACGACGGCGACGAUGGACAGCGGGAACAGCAGCGCGAGCCGAUCAAGCGGUCAAACAAGGCGGGAUGGCCAGGAAGAACGGGGCAGACGAGGAGGGCAAGGAGGUGGGAGCGGCAGUGGCGGCGCUGCUGCUGCUGCUGCUGUGGUUUCGGUGACAAACGAUCCCGGGCUGGGCAUGGAUGUUGACGCCGGGCUGCAAGGACCAGCAUCUGCGUCGGCGGACGGGAGCGAAGAUGCGGAAGAGGGCUUGCGGCUGGCGGCAGGGGAUGCCUCGACGAUGAAGACGCAUUCAAGGGCCGAGGAAGACCUCGAGCGGGCCAUCAGCGCGGCCACAUCGCGCAGAGGGGAAAAGAUCGACAGCAGCAGCAGGCCGAGAACUACCUCACCGAGGAGCGUAAGCUACCGGCUCAAGAAGAAGGUGCUUCACUUUACGCCCUCGUGGUUCUCCGUCUGCAUGGGCACCGGCGUUCAGGCCACGCUCCUUACCCUGCUGGGUCUCAUCUGGGGCACCGAGCAAUACUCGCCCUACUUUGCCCGUUUCAUCCGCUGGGUUUCGCUCGUCUUUCUUCUCGGCGACAUUGCCAUCUUUCUCAUCUUCACCGCCUCGUUCGUCGCUCGAUACAUUCUCUUCCCGCAGGUCCUCUCCCUGACGGUCAAGCACCCUCAGCAGAGCUUCUUCCUCGGCACCUAUCCCAUGGCCCUCGUCACCAUCGUAUCCAACAUUUCACAACUCGGGACCAACUCCUUCGACCUGGGCAUUUGGCCCACGAUGCUCGCCGUUGGGUUAUGGUUUGUCUGCGUCGUGAUCAGCAUCAUGACUGCGGCGGGUGUCAUUUGGAGCGUCAUCACCUACCAGACCUCUCACCGGUUCCAUCAGACGACGGCCCUCUUCCUCCUCCCCGUGGUCCCGCCCAUCACCGUAGCUGCCUCCGCCGCCGUGUUGGCAGAGGCAUUGACGCCGAGCUACCCCACGCUCGCCUUCACAGUCAUGACGAUUGGCUACAUGAACCUGGGCGUCGGUCUACCUUUGGCCCUGAUGAUCCUGGUGCUGUACCUGCAACGCCUAAUUCUCUUCAAGGCACCGCCUCGGGAAGUCAUCGUCUCCGUCUUCCUCCCACUGGGUCCUUGCGGCCAGGGCGGAGAAGCGACCCUACACCUAGGCCGAGCGGCGUUGGCCCUCUUUCCGAUCAUCUCCAAUCCGGCCACGUCGGGCGUGCCCAAGCUUACUUACACGGUGGCAGAAGCCUUCUACGGCGCUGGCCUCGUGGCUGCCCUCCUCCUUUGGGCCCUGGGGAUGUGGUGGGCGGUCAUUGGCCUGGCCACAUUUCUCCGACAACUGUCCAAGGGCCACUUGAGCUUCAACAUGGGUUGGUGGAGCUUCACCUUUCCCGUAGCCUCGCUCACAAUCGUGACGGGCCGUCUGGCCCAGGAGCUCGACUCGCUCACGCUCAAGAUCGUCUACACCGUCUUUGUCCUGACCAACUUUAGCCUCUGGCUCUUUGUCGCCGUGCCCACCGCCAAGGGCUUCUUUGACGGCAGCCUCAUUGUGGCGCCCUGCAUUGCCGAUCUUCCCUUGGACCCGAUGGAGCACCCGAUACCCAGCUCGAAGCGGUAGGCUCGUUUCAAUUCCGUAAUGUAUUAUAUUCUCACAGGAGUUUUGUUUUUGGUGAAGAGAGCAGUACCUGGGCUCGAGGAAAGGAUGAGAAGAGGGAAUAGAACUCAGAGA
Molecule: messenger RNA, 1765 nt
Organism: Acaromyces ingoldii
Lineage: Eukaryota; Fungi; Basidiomycota; Exobasidiomycetes; Exobasidiales; Cryptobasidiaceae
Exons: 5
Coding region: 53-1654 (533 amino acids)
Biological process (GO): transmembrane transport; sulfite transmembrane transport
Cellular component (GO): plasma membrane
Molecular function (GO): sulfite transmembrane transporter activity
Source: RefSeq, a predicted model, not a curated record